AUGAAGGCCUUCUUUGCCGUUACCGCUCUUACUGCUGGCUUCGCCAUUGCCACACCUACCGAGGAAGUUGUGAAGCGAGACUGUCCCGCACUCGUCGACCCUGCUCUCGCAGCCUCCGUCACUGCUCUCAAGAUCGCCCUCGGACCCUUUGCUCCUGCCAACCUCAAGGACGCUACAGACGCCGGUGCCGCAUGCUUCAAGGACAAGGUUGGAUGUGCUGCCGUUGUUCCUCCUCCUCCCACCACUCCUGGACAGUUGGACUGCGGUGGAACCAUUGGUGUCGCCCUUGGCAGUGCCGUUGCGGCGCUCAAGACCGGCCUUGGCCCUAUUGCUCCCCCUUCCUACCAGGAGGGCGUUGAUGCUGGCCUCACCUGCUUCAAGAACGCUCUUGGCUGCAAGCCCGCUGCUUAA
Messenger RNA from [Torrubiella] hemipterigena, 411 nucleotides. NCBI's taxonomy places the organism in Eukaryota, Fungi, Ascomycota, Sordariomycetes, Hypocreales, Clavicipitaceae. The record is from the annotation of a GenBank genome assembly.